AUGCGCAACAAAUUAUUGUUGUGCCUGGUGUUAGUGUGUGCUUUGACGAAUUUUUCAGAAUGUAAAUGGGGUGGGCGUUCUGGGAGUAGCUCACGGUCUAGUUCAAGGUGGGGAGGGGGAUCUUCAAGCACACAUUACAAGCCCUCAUCGAGUUGGAGCUCGAGCCAUAAGUAUCCAUCAUCAUCAUCAGGACUUUCAGGAUAUGGUAGUAGCUCACAUUCGAAACCUUCAACGACAUGGAACUCAGGUUCGUCUUGGUCGUCUGGUUUGUUUGAGAAGCAUCAGCCUUCUAAUUACCCGGCAUCUCAUGGAUUAUCUGGGUCAAGUUCUGGAAGCAAAUACCCGCCGUCAACAGGACUUUCAGGAAGCAGUUUUGGGAGCAAUAAAUACCCAGCAUCUACAGGACUGUCCGGUACGGGUUCAGGAUCGUACAAUUAUCCAUCCUUAUCUAAUUUUGGAUCAUCUGGAAGUUUUAAGCUACCAACAAUAAAUUAUCCAUCAUCGACUGGACUAUCGGGAUCGGGUUCGGGAAUCAAUAAAUACCCACCAUCAACAGGACUAUCAGGAACCAGUUCGGGAUUCAAUAAAUACCCGUCGUCUACGGGACUAUCAGGGACGAGUUCGGGGAGCAAUAAAUACCCACCAUCUACAGGUUUAUCAGGUACGGGUUCAGGAACAAGUAAUUAUCCAUCCUUAUCCAAUUUUGGAUCAUCUGGAAGUUUUAAGCUACCAACAAUAAAUUAUCCUUCAUCGACUGGAUUAUCAGGAUCGAGUUCUGGGAACAAUAAAUACCCGUCAUCAACAGGACUAUCAGGAACCAGUUCGGGAUUCAAUAAAUACCCGUCGUCUACGGGACUAUCAGGGACCAAUUCGGGAUUCAAUAAGUACCCGUCUUCAACAGGCCUAUCAGGGACGGGUUCGGGAAGUCAUAAAUAUCCAACAUCAGAUAAAUAUUACCCUACUCAAAAUUACCCCACAAGUAAUAUAAACUCAAGACCAAUACAUCCCCACCACACAACUAAUGUACACGAAACUUACAAUAAAAAACCACAUAGUUAUGGCUACGGCAAUCACGGUAUUUAUAACCCGCCUACAUAUUAUUCAGCACCGCAACAUGUAUACAUAACUGAGUAUAGGAAUUCGGGGAGUCGCUUUUCUGAUCUCUUGUCUGGACUAGCCUUAUAUAAUUUAGGCCGUUCACACAACCACAUGCACGAUCACUAUUAUUACGACGAUUACUACAGACAUAGAUAUCAUUCCAAUGGAAACAGUCAUUCAUCGUAUGACAAACCCAACGAAGAGGCUCGUUGUCUGUUAAGAGUUAAACAAAAUGAUAAAAUUGAGGUACUCAAGAUUCCUUGUGAAAUUGUAUCCACAUUUACGGAGGGGAGCCAAAAAUUAGCACAGGAUUCGGUCACACAAUCCAUAUGUGUUACAAAUGUUACAGUGAUUAAUAGCACAUCACCAAUAACAACCAACAAACCAUUAAACUUGUCUCCGUCAAAAGAUACAGCUGCGAAUACCGUUUCUCUCCUUACAACAACUUCUUCACCAGUAAAUGUGAGUUCAUCAUCAAACUUUUCGUUGCCGUCCAAGACUAUAAAGUUGCCAAACGACACGAUUAAUUCAGAUUCAAUUAGUACUACACCAUCAUAUAUUGUUCUUAAUCCUACAACACAAGCGACCUCCACAAUAACAUUUAACACUACCGAAAUCUAUAACAAUUCUAUGUCUCCAACACAAUUAAUGGAAGCUAAGAACCCCACAAAAUCUUUCUCAGAACCAGUCGUAGUUUUAAGUAGUUUUAACUCAAACAGCUCUAAUUUAAAUAAUACCUUAUUACAAAGUAUAAAAAAUAAUACCGAUUCUUUAACUCCAAGUAUGAAUACAUCACAAAAUAUAAUAUCCCAACUGACAACAAUAAAUUCGACUAAAUGCACUGUAACUGAAGAUCCCCUAGCUAUUAAAGGACCUCCGUUGAAAGUCUCCGACAUGGAGUGUGAAGUAGACAUAGUAACAAAGAACGAACACUUUAGAAAUAAAAUAAAUUGUAAAACCUUAAUGGAAUAUGCGAAAAUGCCUGAACCGAAAAAGGAGAGUUCGAUACUGCCUCCUCGAAGUAAGUUGAAGUCUUGGAUGUCAAAUCCGCCAUGGUGGCUGUCUAUGUUUAUAGCCGUGUAA
Molecule: messenger RNA, 2181 nt
Organism: Danaus chrysippus (African queen)
Lineage: Eukaryota; Metazoa; Arthropoda; Insecta; Lepidoptera; Nymphalidae
Source: the annotation of a GenBank genome assembly